Messenger RNA from Phalacrocorax carbo (great cormorant), 3426 nucleotides. Lineage: Eukaryota; Metazoa; Chordata; Aves; Suliformes; Phalacrocoracidae. The record is from RefSeq and is a predicted model, not a curated record.
CGCGGCGGGGAGGGGCCCGGCCCGGCCCGGCCCGGCCCGGCCCGGCCGGGGCGGCGGCGCCGGAGCCCUGGGGCGGCGCGGGGGCUCCGGCUCGGCCGCUCCGCGCCCUGCGCUGCGCUGCGGUGGGCCCGGGUCGGGCAGUGCGGCCGAGCCCGCCUGGGUCGGGCCGGGCGCCGGGGGACCCCUGGUCAGCGGCGAGCUGGGGUUCGCCUCGGGCUCAUCGGGGGUUUUCCUUCGCUCCGUUUCCUCGGGAGGGCUCGGGCAGGCCGGGAAGGAGGGCGGGAACGUGCCCGCGGUCCGGGCAGGCGGAGGAAGAUCCGUCUCCGAGCAGGCACGUGCUGCUGCGGCGUUGCCCGAAAUGCUCCCGGGCUGGAAACCCUCCGAGCUGGCCCUGACCCACCCGGCUGGCAUCUGCUCGAGGGCAGGAAGGCUCUGCAGAGGGACCUGGACAGGCUGGAUCGACGGGCCGAGGCCAACUGGACGAGGUUUAACAAGGGCAAGUGCCGGGUCCUGCCCUUGGGUCACACCAGCCCCAGGCAAGGCUCCAGGCUUGGGGCAGAGCGGCUGGAACGUGCCCGGCGGAGAAGGCCCCUGAGGUCAUGCCGUGAAAGGGCGCACUAAGAAAACCUGAUGCCCUGAGCACGUUACUUCUGGAGAAACGCUUGGCCUCUGCAGCUCUGUGUGGGACACUGAAAGGCAGUUGUGACUAAAAUAAUGCCCCGCUUAGGGACGCAGUCUGUUGGAGCCUUUGAGGGCAAGCAGUGUUUCCUGGGGCAGACAGCAGUGGAUCUCGUGGGAUGGCUGCACCGAACGGAGAUGGACGAAGUUCUGGCAUUCCUCAAACCCUGACAGCGCGAAUGUGGUGGAAUAAGUGCCGGCGCAGGUCCUGAUCCUCGUCUUCUGUCGACCCUCAGCACGUCCAGCGUCCCGUUUUCGGAAGAAAGUGUGUUGGAUUUCAAACCCUUGGGCAGGACAGGAGGAGGUGGCCUUCUCGGGUCAGUGAUGAGUGUUGGCAUGUAUUAUCUGAUCUAAAGGUGAUGUCUGUCACCACUUUAGCUCUAGAAUUACUCUGAGACCUGGGAAACUCCAGUUUCCUUAGACUGUGACCGUGGCGCUUUUUCAACCUGGAGUCAAAUGCCUGUCACGUUCUAAGGCAGCGUAAGGAGAAGGGGGCGCAAUCUGAGCUUCCUUCCGUUUACGCGCUAGGGAGGUGACAUGAGCUAGGAGUAAAAACAUAAAGCCAGCUGGGGCCCAAGACCAGCACUGUUGUGUUCAUAUGACAUUGUGUCCCUGGAGCGUACUGGCUCACGUCAGUGCUACCUCAGAAAUCUUUGUAUUCGCUACUCAGACCUCGAUUUUUCCUCACUGUGCAGUUUGCGUCUAAUCGUAGAAUGCCCUGAGCUGGAAGAGACCCACAAGGACCGUCAAGUCCAGCUCCCGUCCCGGCACAGGACAAGCCCAAAUUCACACCGUGCCUCUGAGGGCGUUGUCCAAGUGCUGCUUGAAUAUCGCCAGGCUGGUGCCGUGACGGCCUCCCUGGGGACCCUGUUCCAGGGCUCCACCACCCUCUGGGGGAAGAACCAGUUCUUCUCCUUAACUAUACACUUUAUUGCCCAGUUCUCUGCGGCUUCUGAGGUGGGAUGUUUGCUUUGAUCAGUCUCUCAGCUCUCCUCAAGGAAAUAGUGGUAAAACAAGUGCUUCUCUAUCUCUCAGUUCCCAACUCUGGCCAUCAAAUUCUGUUUUGCCAAGCUCACGUAGUUCGUUCUUGUGGCUCAGCAGAGAAUUCCAAAACGACCAUUUUCUUCAGGAUAUCACUGCAUUGAUGUUAAGGAGUUUUGUUCCUGAUUUCGGUGACACUGCGGCAGCCGGGCAGAUGGCAGGCCCGGGUUGCGGGUCGAGCAACAAGCCUUGGGCCAGCUCUUCGGGGCUCCCAGGCUUCGGAGCUCCUCCCUUACUGUCCCGGUAGUGGGGCCGGAGGGGCGGAGGGAACAAUUUGGCCUAGCACCUUCCCGGCACCCAGGCUGUUGCCGAGUUUCUGUCGAACGGGUGUCGAGAGCCUGUGUGACUGGCCUGUCGGAAACCCCGUUCCUCCGCCCUUGCUGUCAUGGACAUGGCGUCCUGGGGUAUAGCGCCUUCUCCAUCAAGGACGUCCCAGGCGGCCACGUUCUCUGUUGACUCGGAAAGCCCGUCUGGAGCAUUCCAGGGACAGGCACCGCUCCCACGGGAGCCCCCUUCCAGAGCUGGAUGAGGGAAGCCCGUCCCUACCCAGAGGAUCACGGCCAAAAGCCGCCCUGACCCGAACCCGUGCGUGGAGGUGGAGCUGGUGAUGGUCCCCUCCACCUCGGCUCCCUGCUCUGCCACGCAAGGGCCUGCCAAGUGGCGCAACAAGGCCACAGGAAUUGCAAGGGCGGUCCUCAGCCUGGCUUGGCAUCUGGCAGGUGCCCUUGUCUCCCUGUGGAGACACCUGCUGAGCACACGCGUCUUUGCCAGGCAAAAGAUGGGCCCGCAGAGCAAGAGGUUCUUGAAAGUCGUCUUCCUGUGGCUCCCAGUGGCUCUGGCUGGUGCUUACUGCGCGACCUCGCUGCCGGUGUGGACAACGCAGGCAAAGGGACUGAUAGAGGAGCUGACACGCGUGUCGUCGGCAAACCUGAAGAUGCUGUGGAACUUGCCCGUUUUGGUGGCGGAGGAAACCCAAAAGACACGCUUUCUGCUGGAGGAGGUGGCUCAGCUGAGGGCACAGAUCCGCAGUUUGAAGGAAGCUCAGGAAGUGAACCAGGCAGCGUCCAAGAAGGCUUUGGGUGCCUACGUCGAGAUGUCUGACUGGGCCCUGGAAAGCUCUGGUGCCACCAUUGACACGCAGAGAACUUCCGAGACCUACGACUGCCAAGAGAAUUGGAGCUGCUGGGCUUUACGGUUCUUCCGCGCUGCCAAGCCUCCUGAGACUAUUUUGCAGGCGGAUGUUUCCCCAGGAAACUGCUGGCCUUUCCAAGGGCAUCAGGGCCAGGUGGUCAUCAGGUUGCCAGCACGAGUCCAUCUGACUGCCAUCACUGUGCAGCACAUCUCCAAAGACGUGUCUCCAUCUGGGACCGUCCUCAGCGCCCCCAGAGACGUCGCUGUCUUUGGAGUGGAUGCGGACGGAGAAGAGGAAACUCUCCUUGGGACGUUCACGUACGACGUGGCAAAAGAGUCUAUUCAGACCUUCCCUCUGAAGAACGCGCCGCUUCCCAGAGCCUUUCCGUCUGUCAAACUUCUUGUGGAGAGCAACUGGGGAAACCCAGCGUACACCUGCAUUUAUCGAGUGCAGGUUCAUGGGAAGAUGGCGCAACCAGGGAGCCCCAGGUGAAACCAGAGAGAAAAAAAAGUCCAACAUGAGAAAGAAGAAGAAGGGGAGGAAGAACAAAUAAAUCUAGAAGAUGUGGCAAUUGA